AUGACGGACGCUUCCAAGUAUAAGAAGCUCUCCCCGAUUGACCAUGUCCUCCUUCGGCCGGAGAUGUACGUGGGCAGCAUCGAGACUCAGCCCACGCCCAUGUACAUCUUCGACCCGGAGAAAGGCAAGAUGGUGUGGGAGACGAUGCGGGUGAACCAGGGUCUCUUGAAGAUCGUGGACGAAAUUUUGCUCAACGCGGCGGAUAACAUCAACAACAGCAAAGGAUCAGUACGGCAGACGUACAUCAGCAUCAGCAUCUCCGACACAGGCGAGAUCACGGUCGAGAACGACGGCGCCGGCCUCCCCAUUGUGCGCAGUAGAGAGCACAAGAUAUACAUACCAGAAAUGGUGUUUGGACACCUGCUGACCAGCUCCAACUACAACAAUGACUCAACCUCGACAACAGCGGGUCGGCACGGCUACGGCGCUAAGCUGACCAACAUUCUUUCCACGAAGUUCUCUGUCAUCUGCCGCACCGCCGGCCGCGAGUUCCACAUGAGCUGGACGGACCACAUGCGGAUGGCGACGGCGCCGCGCGUGAGCCGGGUCGAUCCGAAGGAGAAGAAUGUGACGCGUGUGAAGUUUAUGCCCGACUAUGCGCAUUUUGGCUUCCCAAACGCGUCCAUCUCUCUCGACAUGAAGCGGGUGCUGCACAAGCGCAUCAUGGACCUCGCCGCGAUGUUCUCCAAGAUCGAAGUGCGGCUCAACAACGUGCCCUUUGGGUUCGAGACGUUUACCGACUACGCGCGGCUCUACUCGCUACCCGGCCCGAACGGGUCGACACCGCCUGAGCCGUUUGUCCACACGAGUCCCAACGGCAGUGUCGCGUAUGUGCCCCAGCUGACGCAGAGCCCCAAGCGCAUUGUUGGCGUCGUGAACGGCGUCGUCACCUACAAUGGCGGCACGCACUGCAACGCCGCCAUCGACAUCCUUGACUCCUGCCUCGACUCGCUGAGCCGGAAUUUUAAGAAGGAGGGCAAGGUGGUGGACACGAACCGGGUGCAGCGACACUUUACCGUGCUCGUCUUCCUCAUUCAGGCGCAGCCAAAGUUCGACUCGCAGAGCAAGGCGCGGCUCGUGUCGACAGUGACAAUGCCGCGCGUGCCAAAGAACACGCUGGAGAAGUACCUCGAGACAAUGCCAUUCCUGGAGGCACACGUGAACAGCAUGGACGACCAGCUCGCGAACGAACUAAACAAGGAGAUCGGCGCCGGCCGGCGGCUGAGCAGCAAGACCCUCAUAUCCUCCAUCACAAAGCUCGUCGAUGCCACCUCGUCUCGACCAGACGGCCGAAACAUCCGCACACUCAUCAUUACAGAGGGCGAUUCUGCCAAGGCGCUCGCCCUCAACUCGCUCUCAAGCGACCAGAAGAAGUACUGCGGUGUGUUCCCGCUGCGCGGAAAACUGCUGAACGUGCGUAACAAGAACCUGAAGCGACUCAAGAUGUGCAAGGAACUGCAGGACCUCUUCCUUGCGCUAGGGCUGGAGCUGGGCAAGGAGUACCGAACGCCGGAUGAACUGCGCUAUCAGCGACUGCUCGUCAUGACUGAUCAGGACGCGGAUGGUUCGCACAUUAAGGGUCUCGUCAUCAACGCCUUCGAGUCGCUGUGGCCGACGCUGCUGCAGAACAAUCCCGGCUACAUCUCCCUCUUCUCGACCCCCAUUGUGAAGAUCAAAGUGAGCGGCAAGUCGAAGGAGGUGAUCGCUUUUCACAGCUUGCGUGAUUUCCACCGUUGGCAGCGGGCCCACCCGACGGCGCGCUACACGGCCAAAUACUACAAAGGCCUCGGGACGUCGACCACGGCAGAGGGGAAGGAGUACUUCGCCGACAUGGAAAAGAACAUCAUGCGACUCACUGUCGACGCGAAGGACCACCAGCUGCUCGAUAGCGUCUUCGACGCAGCUGAGGUGGAAUGGCGUAAGGAGUGGAUGACGAAGGCAAACGCCUUCCAGGGCGAGAUCGACAUCGACCGCAGCAAAAAGUCACUGACGAUUCCGGAGUUUGUCCACAAGGAGAUGGUGCACUUCGCACUCGUCGGCAACGCCCGCGCCAUUCCACACUGCGUCGACGGACUGAAGCCGUCGCAGCGGAAGAUCUUGUGGGCAAUGCUGCGGCGCCACAGCUCCGAGGCGUCAAAGGUGGCGCAACUGUCGGGCUACAUCUCAGAGGCGUCGGCGUUUCACCACGGCGAGGUCUCGCUGCAGGAGACGAUCGUGAAGAUGGCACAGAACUUCACUGGCGGCAACAACAUCAACCUGCUCGUGCCGGAGGGUCAGUUCGGAUCUCGACAGCAACUCGGUAACGACCACGCCGCCCCGCGCUACAUCUUUACGAAGCUCAGCCGCUUUGCCCGCCUGCUGUUCCCCGAGGAGGACGACCCACUACUGGACUACAUGGACGAGGAGGGAACGCCCGUGGAGCCUCACCACUACGUCCCCAUCCUGCCGAUGCUGCUCUGCAAUGGCGCCGUCGGUAUCGGCUUUGGCUUUGCCACGACAAUCCCGCCAUUCCACCCUCUCGACGUCUCAGCGGCGGUGCGAGCCAUGAUCAACGGCGAGUCGGCCAAGCAGGUAGUGCGCAACCUUGUGCCGUGGGCGGUGGGCUUCCAGGGGACGGUGCGGCGCGGCCCCGACGAUGAGUUCAUCGCGGUGGGCAAAUACACCGCCCACCCAAAUGGCCGCUUCCACAUAUCCGAAAUUCCGUGGAUGACGAGCAUCGAGGCGUUCCGCCUGCACAUCUCGUCCCUCGCCAACACGGAUGUUGUGCAACGCAUCGCCGACUACUCAGGCGCCAACCACAUCGACAUCGACCUCAUCGUGCGCGACGGCGCUCUGACAACAUGGGCGGAGUGCGAGGCGGAUCUGGCACUGGCGCAACGUGUCCACAUCAACGGCACCGUCUUCUCGCCCACCGGUACGCUUAGCCCGAUCGACUCAAACCUCGCACCGGUGCUGCAGUGGCACUACGACCGCCGCCUCGACCUGUACAAGCGCCGCCGCACUCGCAAGAUUGGGCUGAUGGAGAUGGACCUCGCCCGUCUGAAGUCCACGCGGAAGUUUGUGGAGCACUUCCGGCAAGGCCAGAUAGACUUCCUCAAUGCAACAGACGACACGCUCACCAAGACGUGUGUGAAGCUCGGCCUCGUGCGCGUAGAUGAGAGCUUCGAUUACAUUUUGAAGAAGCCCAUUACCUUCUUCACCCGCACAAGCACCGAGAAGCUCCAGGAGGACAUUGCCAAGACGCAGGCGCAGAUUGAGGAACUGAAGAGGACAACACCGGUGAGGAUGUGGCUGACGGAGCUCGACAAGUUCGACAAGACCUUCCAGGAGUAUGAACGUGUGCUCGUCAACUCGAUUCAGAAGGAGCAGCGGUCGUCCAGCAUCACAGGCGGGGUGGAGCUGCCGUCGCUUCGGCAGCCGCUGCUGAUGCUCGAGGAGUCCGCGAAGGGUGCGACGACGUACCGCGUGCACGCCUGCCAGCACGAGACACCGCCGCCGAGCAAGCGCCGUCCUGGCGAGUUCUUCGGUGGCGCUAAGUCCUCGGACAACGCCGCUCGCGGUGUGGGAAAGCGGCUGAUGGGCUCACGCGCAGCACUCAAAGCCAAAAAGCUGGCCGGUAAUAAGCGCCGCACCAAGAUGAGCCUCACGACACGGGCAGCGCAGCUUGUCGGCGCGCAACUUGGGCGUCUGCUCCCGAGACUGCCCCACUUUUUGCUCUAA
Molecule: messenger RNA, 3720 nt
Organism: Leishmania braziliensis MHOM/BR/75/M2904
Lineage: Eukaryota; Euglenozoa; Kinetoplastea; Trypanosomatida; Trypanosomatidae
Product: mitochondrial DNA topoisomerase II
Exons: 1
Coding region: 1-3720 (1239 amino acids)
Biological process (GO): DNA topological change; sister chromatid segregation; resolution of meiotic recombination intermediates
Cellular component (GO): nucleus
Molecular function (GO): DNA topoisomerase type II (double strand cut, ATP-hydrolyzing) activity; DNA binding; ATP binding
Source: RefSeq, a predicted model, not a curated record